GGGACGUCCCAAGGAUCCCGGAUAGCAAGGAUAGUGGACGGCAUCCCAGAGUCUUGGCAAACAUGCACACACCUUUAAAAAACAGUGUUGCCGGGUAAAUCAGUACUCUUUUAUACAGACGGUAUGCACCGGUUUUCAGACCCAUAUUAAGCCUAUUCCUGGAAUAAACAUGGAGAUUCUCUUAAAAUAUUAUUGCUCAGCAGGGACCACAGUAUGCGGACUCACAGAGAGAAAACACUACUUUAACAUUACUACGCCACCCUCUGGACUGGAAGCUGCACUGCUCUCACUCGUUCUGUAUAUGCUGUGUUCCGUCAUGUUCUGAAGUACUGUCAGCUGGCUGGUGGGGGCAGUGAGGCUGGCUGGUAAAAUCAAAUCUGUUUUCUACACACACACACACACACACACACACAAAGGCACCUGUCUGGAAUGUUCUGGUCUCUGAUUGGUUAACCAUAGAGGGAGAGAGAGAGCAACCUGACAAACUGUUCUUAGGUUUCUGAAUCUGAGCCACAAGGUUAGGUUAGGUUUCUGACUGAGAUAAUACCUGUGGAAAAGCAGACAAGAGUUCUGGUUCAUUGAGGGAGAAGAUACAUAUUCCGGAAGUCUCCACUCUGAAACCAACAAAGACAGGACACUAGAACAGCAGAACCAGUCAACCAGUGCAGCAAAAGCCUAUUCUACAGACAGGUCAGAACCGUACAGGACAUCCUAGAACAGAAACCAGCGUUCUAGAACAGAACAGGGUAUUUUAGAACAGGACAGGACACACUAGAAGAGGUACAGGACAUUCUAGAACUGGACAGAACACUCUCGAGGAUGAGGAACCUCCUGACCACCGAGAACCAGAACUGUUACCGGGAGCAGAUCGAGAAGGAGUGCUACACCCGGCUGGCCUGGAAGAGCCGCUACGGACGAGACUACCCCACCAGUUUCGUCUCCCGCAGGGCCAAUGAGCAGAUAAGGCUGAGGCUCCCUGAGCUCCCCCUGACCACUAAGACCAUCCUGCCUCCUGUGUUAUCUACCCUGGAGAGGAGGAGAGAGGCUGCAGUGCCCAUGGACAGGUCACUGAGCGAGGCUCCCCUGAUGAGAGAAGUGACACCCCAGACCAAGGAAUCUCUCUACCAGGGUUUUUCCAAGGAGGGGAAGGGGCGUAGCUUGUACCUCCAUACACGCACCCAGAAAGGCCCAGAGGAGAAGUUUGACUACCCUCUACUGUCUUCCUGGGACUACGGAUGGAGACUGGGUGACUACGGAAGAGACUACAGGUCGCCAGCCAAUGGGAGAUCAGGAGUCGUGAGGAACAAUUUUUACGCCAGGAAUGGAAUAUUCCAUUUUCCCUCCGAAACGGAUCGUCUUGGAUGACGAGCGAAAGGCUUCAUUUUUCAGCUGGUUUUAUACUUUAUUCUUAAAUUCUCUCGAUAUUGAUGAAGAUGAACUUUAAUUUGUUUUUCGCUGUAUAAGCAUGCUAUCUUUGUUUGAUUUAUAACAAAUAUAUUCUCUUCUAUAGGAUAUACAGAUGUGUGUUAGCUAUAAAUUAUGUUCAUAUGCAAUUCUUAUGAAAACACUGUUACUUUACAUAUACAAACUGUUAUAACUGUUGGAGAAAAUGUGUUAUAAUAUAUGUUUGGAUAAACAUUUUCUAGUUA
Molecule: messenger RNA, 1649 nt
Organism: Oncorhynchus mykiss (rainbow trout)
Lineage: Eukaryota; Metazoa; Chordata; Actinopteri; Salmoniformes; Salmonidae
Product: protein SPMIP1
Source: RefSeq, a predicted model, not a curated record